Molecule: messenger RNA, 4006 nt
Organism: Ricinus communis (castor bean)
Lineage: Eukaryota; Viridiplantae; Streptophyta; Magnoliopsida; Malpighiales; Euphorbiaceae
Product: ubiquitin carboxyl-terminal hydrolase 26
Exons: 15
Coding region: 401-3685 (1094 amino acids)
Biological process (GO): protein deubiquitination
Cellular component (GO): nucleus; cytosol
Molecular function (GO): cysteine-type endopeptidase activity; cysteine-type deubiquitinase activity
Source: RefSeq, a predicted model, not a curated record
CAACACAGCGCAACACACGGAAAGUCUCUUUGUUCCCUUUUCUCUCUCUCUCUCUCUCUCUCUCUCCUUUCCCUCCUUGCGGUCUUUUUUUCCCUCUCUUUCUCACUCUCACUCGCCAUUUCCCUUCGCGCGAUUAUUUCCUCUUGUUCCGAUUAUCAAAUCAAUGGCUCCUAAAUACCCUAACUAUCAAAUCUAAGCGAUCCUCCUUCCACCUUUUUCUAUAAAUUAAAAUCAAAUACACUCACAGACACUCUCUCUCCGCAGAUUAACAGUGCUAUCGUGUAUCUCAAGAAUAAAAUAAAUUAAAAAAAUAUUUAUUUAUAUAUAUAAGGUCGGUGUGUGUUUCUGUCAUAAUCUCCGUUCGCUUUCCAUCUCAGGUUCAGUAUAGGUUGGUAAUACAAUGAGCCGACCAACCACUCGCAGUAAAAAUAAAAGAAAUAGACAAGGGGAUGAUGUUAAUAUAACUUCUGAGAUACUGAGAAAAAUUCAUGCAACAGGUGAAGUAACCAAUGAAGAUGUAAAUCAACUAUACAUGAUCUCGAAGCCAGUUUGUCAAGGCUGCCGUGUGAAUACUAAAGAUAAUCCCAACUGCUUUUGUGGGCUGAUUCCACCACCCAAUGGGAGUCGAAAAUCUGGCUUAUGGCAGAAAUUGUCAGAAAUAGUUCAAGCCAUGGGUGAAGACCCAUGCAAAAAUCUUCGUGCAUCUGCUGAUUCACCUGCUGGUCUCACAAACCUAGGAGCAACAUGCUAUGCCAACAGCAUACUCCAGUAUCUGUAUAUGAAUACUUCUUUCAGAGAAGGCCUUUUUGGUGUUGAACCAGAAUUACUGAAACGACAACCUGUUUUGGAUGAGCUUGCCAGGCUUUUUGCGAAGCUCCAUGCUGGUAAAAUGGCUUUUAUUGAUUCUGCUCCAUUUAUAAAGACACUGGAGUUAGACAAUGGAGUUCAGCAGGAUAGCCAUGAGUUCUUGACCCUACUUCUUUCCUUGCUUGAGCGUUGUCUAAGCCAUUCAGAAGUUUCCAAGGUCAGAACAAUUGUUCAAGAUCUCUUCCGCGGAAGUGUGUCACAUGUAACAACGUGCUCGAAAUGUGGAAGAGAUUCUGAAGCAUCUUCAAAGAUGGAAGACUUUUAUGAGCUGGAGUUGAAUGUGAAAGGGCUGAAAAGCUUAGAUGAGAGUUUGGAUGAUUACCUUAGUGUGGAAGAGCUGCACGGCGAGAAUCAAUAUUUCUGUGAGCUUUGUAAAAUGAGAGUUGAUGCCAAUCGCAGUAUUAAACUACGAACUCUGCCUGAUGUCCUUAAUUUUCAGCUUAAACGUUGUGUUUUCCUUCCAAAGAAGACCACAACAAGGAAGAAAAUCACAUCUGCAUUUGCUUUCCCUGGAGUAUUGGAUAUGCAGAAGAGACUGUCCGAACCCUCUGAGAUGGAAUGGAUAUAUGACUUGUCAGCUGUUUUGAUUCACAAGGGAACUGCUGUAAACAGUGGUCAUUACACUGCUCAUAUUAAGGAUGAGCACACUGGGCAAUGGUGGGAGUUUGAUGAUGAGCAUGUCUCAAACUUGGGUCUUCAUCCUUUUGGAGAAGGCUCUUCAAGUUCAACAUCUAAAGUUGUUCACAGUGAGCCACCGGCUUGCCCGGAAGUGGAUACUGUUUCUAAUGGAAAUCAUGUGGAUGCUGUUCAGCCUGAUUCUUUGAAACCCAGUAUUGGCAGCACUGCGGAGACAUUUUCAUCAAAUGAUGCAUACAUGCUGAUGUAUAAUCUUAGGCGUACCAAGAAGGUAGAUGAUAAUAGACCCAUGGUUUGUGGUGCCAACGACAUUGUAUUAGAAGGUUGUGAGAGCUCUUUACAUGACGGCUCUCUUCCAUCCCACCUCUUUGAAGAUGUAAAGGUUUUCAAUGAGUCAUAUCUGGAAGCUUGCCAAAAGUAUAAACUGAAGAAGGAUAAGGAGGUGAAUCAUAUCACAGAAAGGAGACAAGAGGUGCGAACAGUUCUUUCUGAAGCUCCUGUCCAGUCACUUGAAAAACCAUCUUAUUGGGUAUCCACUGACUGGCUUCGCCAGUGGGCUGACAGCAUUACACCACUCAGUGCAUUAGAUAACACCCCUAUCCAAUGCUCACAUGAAAAAGUCCCAGUGUCAAAAGUGGGAACCAUGAAGCGAUUGUCUACUGAAUCUUGGGCCAAAUUGUUUUCUAAGUAUGGUGGAGGGCCAACCCUGACUAAUGAUGACUACUGCAUGGCUUGCCUAAUGGAUGGUGCACGAUCUGUGGUCUGCGCUGAUAGCUACAGGGAUCGAAGGACAUCAAUGAGAGAUCUUGCAAAUGAUGUACUUGCAGGGAAGUGUCUAGAAGGGACAUACUAUGUGUCCAAGACAUGGUUGCAGCAGUGGGUGAGAAGAAAAAAUGUUGAUGCUCCAAGUGAAGCUGAUGCAGGGCCAACAGCUUCAAUCCGAUGUCCUCAUGGGAAACUGAUGCCUGAUCAAGCACCUGGUGCCAAGCGGCUGCCGGUUCCUGAGAAUCUUUGGCUCUUCUUUUAUGAGGAUGCCAUUACAGUGAAACCUGAUGAUUCCUCAGGUUGCACAACUUUUUCUUCAGAUUCUGAGCAGUGCUCCCAAUGCUGUGCAGAACUUUCUGAAGUUGCAUGCUUGGAGGAUUCCCUUAGAGCCGUGAAGCUAAAACAGCGCCAAAAUCAUGAGAAAUUGUCUAUGGGAAAAAGUAUUCCCCUUUCUUUGCAUUGCAAGUAUUACUUGGUGCCCUCGUCAUGGCUGACAAAAUGGAGAAACUAUGUAACUGCAAGUGGCAAGAAUAUUUCUUCAUCUGUGGAACCUGAAGCUCUGGAUAUUGUCAUUGAUUCACUGAAAUGUGAAAAGCAUUUUCGACUCCUUGAAAGGCCUCCUGAUCUGGUUACUAAACGUGGCAUACUUUUCCAGAAAGGUUCAGCGACAGAUGGGUUGACAAUCAUUACGGAUGAAGACUGGAACAACUUUUGCGAAGAGUGGGGUGGUAACAAGGAGAAAGGAAUAUCUGCAGUAAUUGAGCCUAUUAACGUUGUGGAAAAUACUUUGUCUGGCUUCUCUGAAGUGACAGCAGCAAGUGAGGAACAGCUGAAUCGUCAAGAUGAAGUAAAUGAUGAGACUGAGGGCAGACAGCCUAUUAUUAGGACUUGCCCCGAGAUCUGUGAGGACUGCAUAGGUGAAAAAGAAAGUUGUAAGUUGAUGCAGAAACUUAACUACUCUAAUGAGGACAUACAUGUUACUCUUGUACGUGGUAAGGAAGCUCCAAGAUCAAUUCUAGAAGCUUCUAAGGCUACUUCGGAACCUGAACGACGCGCCUCAAAGCGGUCUCGAAGGACCAGCUAUGGGAAUUCAGUACACUUAAAAGUUUCUGGCUGUACCUCUAUAUACCAAUUAAAGAUGAUGAUAUGGGAAUCACUUGGGGUAGUUAAGGAGAACCAGGUACUUCACAAAGGAGAAAUGGUACUUGACAAGGAUGAUGCUACUCUUGCAGACUUGAAUAUAUUCCCUGGUGACAAACUUUGGGUGCAAGAUUCUGAAAUCCAUGAACAUAGAGAUAUUGCCGAUGAACUUGCUGACGAAAAUAUGAAUACACAACAUGCUGAAGAAGGAUUUCGGGGAACACUUUUAACUGCAAAUAUUUCAUCCCAACCUCUUCAAGAUGUAUGCUCGAAAUAGUGAUCCUCAUGUAUCCACAGUUUUGUAUAUGCUGAUUUUGGGAGAGUAAAACAGCCUGAACAAUAGACCUGCCUAUCAAUGAACCAGCAGUUGUGGGUUGGUGGUUUUGGCUUCUGCAUUUCGAAAGGCCGGUCGAUUACUAAAUGUAGAGCUCCUAAAGUAUUCUGUAAUUUUUGUAUGUAGAAGAUAUAGUGCCUCAUCUUGUAUUUUUGGUCAACACUUGUGGUAGGAAAUGAAAAUAUGUGUUGCAGCAAGUCUCCUGCAGUGCCACAGGUUUGAAUGGGGCUCUGAAUAAUGCUAUCCGUUACAAUAUUGACGAUA